Molecule: messenger RNA, 2701 nt
Organism: Humulus lupulus (European hop)
Lineage: Eukaryota; Viridiplantae; Streptophyta; Magnoliopsida; Rosales; Cannabaceae
Product: protein WHAT'S THIS FACTOR 1 homolog, chloroplastic
Exons: 2
Coding region: 223-1464 (413 amino acids)
Molecular function (GO): RNA binding
Source: RefSeq, a predicted model, not a curated record
AAUAAAGAAAAUCCUAACUAAUACUUAUCUCAUACAAUGGGUUAUAAUACUUGUAUUGUGGAUUUUCCGAAAGAAUAAAAAUUUAUAACGGUACUCAAAAUCCAAGUUAAACUGAUAGAGAAAAACUUCAGCUCUCUUUCUCUCUCUCAGAGCAGCCGCUUCUCUCUUCGUCUUCCUCUUCUCUCUCUCAGUUAAGAUAGAGUCUUGUGAGAAGUAAUUGAUAUGCGUAUGAGAAACCUAAACUAUUUGAUUCAUAAACCAUCAAUUAAGUAUUUUUGUCGAAGUUUUUCUCUAUGGUCAAUGAAGAAGGACCCUGAUCUUGAAUCGGCUCUCUCUAGAAACCGUAGAUGGAUAGUCAAUAAUCAGAUUAAGAACAUAGUCCUUCGCUACCCGAAUCAGAUACUACCACUGAGAUUCCUCCAGAAAAAGUUCAAGACCCUUGAUCUCCAAGGAAGUGCUCUCAAUUGGGUCAAAAAAUACCCUUGUUGCUUUGAGGUCUUUCUCCAACAUGAUGAGUAUUACUGUCGGUUAACCAAAAGGAUGAUGGCUUUGGUGGAGGAGGAAGAAGCUGUCAAGGAUAUGCAGGAACAGGUGCUAGUGCAGCGUUUGGCAAAGUUGCUGAUGAUAAGCGCGAAUCACAGACUCAAUGUUGUGAAACUUAAUGAAUUGAAAAGGAUUUUUGGGUUUUCUGAUGAUUACUUGAUUAGGAUUGUGCCCAAGUACUCGGAUUUGUUUCGCAUUGUCAAUUAUGGUGGGAGGCGGAGUUCAAUGGAUAUUGAGCUUGUCUCUUGGAACUCUGAUUUGGCAGUUUCAGCUAUUGAGACCUCAGCUCAAGAGCAGGGUGCUGAGCCUUGUUUCUCUUGUUCAUUGCCUUCCACUUGGGUGAAGUCUUGGGAAAGAUUUCAUGAAUUCAAUUUGACUCCUUAUAUAUCACCGUACCUGGACCCUGGCCAACUUGUGGAGGGAACAAAGGAAAUGGAGAAGAGGACAGUGGGGUUGGUGCAUGAGCUGUUGUCAUUGACUUUGUGGAAGAAAGUGUCAAUAUUAAAGCUUGGACAUUUUAAGAGAGAGUUUCGAUUGCCAGAGAAAUUGAAUGUUUUGUUGCUCAAGCACCUCGGUUUAUUCUAUGUUUCAAAUAAGUAUCAGAUCUAUACAGUACUUCUUAGAGAAGCUUAUAAGGGAUCAGAAUUGAUUGAUAAGGAUCCCCUCGUUGUGGUGAAGGAGAAGUUCGGUGAACUGAUGCGGGAGGGGCUUCAUGAAUAUAAUCGAAGGCAUUGUCUGCAAAAUUUAGAAAAGAAGAGAAAGAAAGGCAUGGUUUUGGGUAGAUCGCACGAAAUUGAAGAUAAAACCUCAGAUCUUUCUGAUCCUGAGGAUCAGGGACAGGGAGACAAGCUAGGUGGUUUAUUUGAUCCCGAAGAAAGAAAGCGGUUUUAUAAAGUUCUCUUUGAUGAUGAUGCUCCAUGAUAACUGUUGUGGUAUAUUUCUGGCUUUUCUCCUAUUCAAGUUCUGAAUUUUUAUUCAUAAGCUUAGGUCUUCAUGUUAUCUAUACUUCGUUUGCCAAUUACUGUCUGCCAAGUUUGUUAUUUCAUAUUCUCCUUGUGAAUCAAAAUCUUUUUCCUCAGUAAUUUGAUAUGGAUGUCUUCUGCGGGUUCCAGCAACAUCUUUGGCAUUAUGGUUGAAGGAGAUUUUGUCAUUGUGCUUCUGUGUUUAUACCACUGGAUGAAUAUGGAAAGAAAAUAGAUAUAGGGUGGAAGUCAGAAUUCAAAAACCUUCUUCGCAGUCUUCGGUUCUCCUAGGGACGCCUCAACUCUUCAUGUUGCAUCAUCUUAGAGCUCUCCUAGGGACGCCUCAACUCUUCAUGUUGUAUCAUCUUAGAGCUCUCCUAGGGACGCCUCAACUCUUCAUGUUGCAUCAUCUUAGAGCUCUCCUAGGGACGCCUCAACUCUUCAUGUUGUAUCACCUUAGAGCUCUCCUAGGGACGCCUCAACUCUUCAUGUUGUAUCAUCUUAGAGCUGAAUCAAAGGUAAUCCCGUUGCUGGAAAACUUAGUCAAAUUCCAAUGUUCGUGCAUUAGCACUAGAAUAUUUUUGCUUGAUAAUGAUCUCUUUUUAUAACCAUUUGGCUAAUUGCAUGGUCAAUAGUAACUGUCCACCAACACAAUCUUGAGUCAAGUUUUUCCACAUCAAUUCAAUGAGGGAUGCACUUUAUUGGAAUUUUUUUUUUCAGUACAGCUGAUUAGCCAGGGGACUACCAGGUUUUUACUUAAAACCUCGUUUGGCUUGAGAAAGGUUGAACGUGAACACAUUUAUAUUAUGAUUCUAUCUGUUUGAACUAUGAACGAUGUACCUAAGAAAUCUACUUUGAUGAAUUUUGCAAACAUGAAGUAUGAGCUUUCUUGAUUGAUGCACCUAUCGGUUCGGUCCGUUUCAACAACAUUGUAUCUGACACCACAUCAACAGCUCAAUCUGACAUUAGAAGGUGCAUGAGACAUGGAGCCUUAAUUGCUGUAAAUACAUUCCAUGAUGCAUUGGCAUGAUCAGAUUGUGUUACUAUAGUGAUAUGUUUUGUUACUUAUAUUAUGGGCAUGCUAUGGGUACUUUUGUAAGGAAUAACAUUCCAUGAUGGGCAUGCUGGCUAUUAUUAGUACUGUAAAUACAUUCCAUGAUGCAUUAACAUGAUAAGAUUGUGUUACUAUGGGGAAA